AUGGCGACUUCAAAAACGACAGCCGCUCACAAAUCCGUUAUUGAAGCAAGAAACAAAGCUUAUAAGGUAAGCAGGAAAGUAAACACAUGCAGGCUAUUCAUUUCCAGAUGAUAAAUGGAAUAGUUUCGGAGCUUUAUUAGGUCUUAAUAGGAUAAAGGAAUCGUAGGAAAUGCCGUGAAAACAUGUAUGAUAGAGUAUUUCAAUCGUAUCUUAGGUAUGCAGAAAUUAAUCCUUUAAGUGGCAAUGUGCCCUGAUGCACUCUACAUAGUCCUGGCUAUAAUUUAACCAGAAUUCCUGGUUAAUUUAACCAGGCUAUAUGGUUGAAUUAACCAGAUUAUGUUAGGUGGACUGUUAACCAGAAAUUUCUGAUUAAUAUUCCACCUAACAUAAUCUAGUUAAUUCAUCCAUAUAGCCUGGUUAAAUAAAUUAACCAGAAAUCCUGGUUAUAUAAUUAGCCAGGGGUGUGGUUAAAUUAACAAAGAUUAGAUUGAUCAGGAGAUUUUUAACCAGGGUGUUUAUUCCCCAGAGAGAGACAAAAUAAGACAGAAACUAGAUCCAGCACCAAUGUCUAUGCAUAAUGUCACUCCCAAGGCUUGAUGCCCGCGAGGAAUGCUGGUCUUAGUAGUCAUCGCCCGGGAAAAUUAAACAAUUCAAAAUGGCCACUAUAGAAAUUUUCCCGGGCCAUGACUACUAAGACCAGCAUUCCUCGCGGGCAUCAAGCUUUGUGACGUCAUUAUGCAUAAGGUCUAUUCUCGAUGAACAACCUCUGCCCCCCUCUUUUAGAUUUGGCUGCACCAUCCCCGGAUUUUUGGGUGUGAACAGCUGUCUUAUCGUUUUUCUAGGAGUACAAAUCAAAUUUCUUUGCGUGUGUGAACGAGAUAAACACUCAUGGUGAUAACGCUUCAUAUGAUGAGGAAAGAUGGGAAGAAAAAUGGCAUCUAUCCUUACAAAGAAUACAAAACUUACACUAG
Molecule: messenger RNA, 971 nt
Organism: Paramuricea clavata
Lineage: Eukaryota; Metazoa; Cnidaria; Anthozoa; Malacalcyonacea; Plexauridae
Source: the annotation of a GenBank genome assembly